Molecule: messenger RNA, 2082 nt
Organism: Zingiber officinale
Lineage: Eukaryota; Viridiplantae; Streptophyta; Magnoliopsida; Zingiberales; Zingiberaceae
Product: zinc finger MYM-type protein 1-like
Exons: 3
Coding region: 1-2082 (693 amino acids)
Molecular function (GO): protein dimerization activity
Source: RefSeq, a predicted model, not a curated record
AUGUUGAGGUAUUUUAAGAAAAUACGAGAUGAACCUACUUCAAACAAGUCAUCUCCCCCUCCACCACCUCCUCCUCCUCCGCCUCCUCUACCAGCUCCUCUUGAUGCUGACUCAAAUGAGUAUCCUAGUGAUCCUGGGCUAAGAAAGCACAUUCUUGAGUAUAAUGUUAAUGAAAGGGAGAUUGUUCGACGUUACUAUUUGCAAAAAGGUCCUUUUCAACCUAAAAAUCAUGAAUUUCCUUGGCGUUCUUGUCCCAAAGAGAAACGAAGAUUUCGAGCUAUAUGGUUUAGUCUUCAUCCUAAUUGGCUAGAAUACAGCAUUGCAAAAGAUGCGACUUUUUGUCUUUAUUGCUAUUUAUUCAAAGCGGAUCAUGGUGGUCAAAGUGGUGGUGAUUCUUUUGUCACUGAGGGAUUUAAAAAUUGGAGAAAGAAAGAAAAAUUUAAUGAACAUGUUGGAAAUCAGAGCAGCAUUCACAACAGGUGCAUGAUGGCGGCUUAUGAUUUAAUGAAUCAAAAACAACAUAUUGAAACUUGUUUGGUCAAUCAGUCUAGUCAAGUAGCUAUCGAUUAUCGUGUUCGUUUGACAGCAUCAAUUGAUUGCAUAAGAUUUCUUGUGCGUCAAGGAUUAGCAUUUCGUGGUCAUGAUGAAUCAACAAACUCACUCAAUCAUGGUAAUUUUCUUGAAUUGUUAAGAUUUCUUGCUGACCAUAAUGAGGAUAUCAAUAGAGUUGCACUAGACAAUGCUCCCUCAAAUCUUAAAUUGACAUCGCCUGAUAUUCAGAAAGAUAUUAUCAGAUCCAUUGCUUAUUUAACCACUAAUUCUAUUCUUGGAGAUCUCGGUGAUGAAUUAUUUACUAUAUUGGUUGAUGAGGCUCGUGAUAUAUCUGUUAAAGAACAAAUGGCAGUUGCUUUACGGUUUGUAGAUGAAAGGGGAAAUCUUAUUGAGCGCUUUCUAGGCCUUGUACAUGUAAGCGACACUACUGCCUUAUCACUUAAAACUGCUAUUGAUUCUUUGUUGUGCCAACAUGGAUUAUCUAUAUCUAAUUUGCGGGGGCAAGGAUACGAUGGAGCUAGCAAUAUGAGAGGAGAAUUCAAUGGCUUAAAAAGUUUAAUUAUGAUGGAGAACCCUUCUGCUUAUUAUGUUCAUUGUUUUGCUCAUCAAUUGCAGCUUACACUUGUAGCUGUUGCUGAAAAUCAUAUAAGAAUUUCUACUUUUUUUGAUGUGGUUGCACAAUUGAACAAUAUUGUUGGAGUGUCAUGCAAGCGAAGAGAUAUACUUCAUGACAAACAAUUUGAAAAAGUUAUUAAAGGAAUUUGCAAUGGUGACAUCUUCACUGGACAAGAGGAGGGAAAAGAUCACAAGCAAAGGGCACAAGCAAAUAAUCUGUUGGAAUUGAUUGGAAAAUAUGAAUUUAUAUUUCAGAUGCACUUAAUGAAGAAUAUCUUGGGAGUCACGAAUGAUUUGUCGCAAGCUUUACAAAGAAAAGAUCAAGACAUUGUAAAUGCCAUGAUUCUUGUAAGAUCAAGCAAACAUCAACUGCAAACUAUGAGAGAUGAUGGUUGGGAUUUGUUACUGAAUGAAGUUUCUUUAUUUUGUGUUAAGUAUGAGGAGUUGAACAGUCGCUUUAACGAGGUGAACACGGAGUUGUUGUUGUGUAUGAGUUGUCUUGAUCCAUCAAAUUCAUUCUCUGCUUAUGAUAAGAGAAAAUUACUUCAGUUUGCUCAGUUUUAUCCAUCCGAUUUUCCCCCAAUGGAGUUAAUGCAUCUUGAGCCCCAACUUGAUAACUUUAUUUUUGAUAUGCGGAGUAGCAAUCAAUUCUCUGAGGUUGUGGGGAUUAGCCAGCUUGCUAAAAGGAUGGUUCAAUUGAAAAAACAUCGUCUGUAUCCUUUGGUGUAUUUACUUUUGAAGUUAGCAUUGCUAUUACCUGUUGCAACUGCAACUGUAGAGAGAGUGUUUUCAGCAAUGAAAAUAAUCAAAACCUCACUUCGAAAUCGGUUGGGAGAUGAUAUGGUAAAUGAUUGUUUGAUACCAUAUAUUGAGCGAGAUGUGUUUGAUACCAUUGAUAAUGAAGCUAUUAUUUAG